CACAGUUUUGCUCACUGGUGGGCACUGGGGUGACCGUGCAGAUUAAGACGGAUGUCGUUUUCAGAGUUGCUAGCUAUUGCUCACUCCAUAAGAGCAGUUUGAAGAUCUCAAUCAUCCGAGCUUAACCUACCGGAUUCAUAUUUAUGUUUGUUUUGCUGGCAAAACAAGUCGAUGAUGGAGGCAGGGCAAAGAGAGGCGACCUCGUCAAAGUUUAGAAGAGAUAUGAGACAGAGGAUGGCCUAUAUGCUUCUUUUCUUGCAUUAUGGCUCGGUUGUUCUUCUGGGACUGUAUUCCAAGACAUGCUUGGGUGCACGUGAGCGCCAUCAUGUCUCCCUAAUUUCUGGGAAAAACUUGAAGGCAAGUCCAGCGGCUAAUUUGGAUGGGAUUUCCUGCUACGGCUUGGGCUCUUUUGAAUGUUAUAAACAAAGCUUUGAUAGAAAGCAAAUUUGUUAGACAUCCAACUGACAGAAAAAAACUACGUUUCUUCCUUGUAAGCCGGUAUCCCCAGCAAAACUAUGUCGCUUUCAGCCGGCUUUAUAAAAAGGUUGUUAAUUAGCAGGAGUGUCUGGUACUUUCUUAGUCUGAAUCCUCGAGUCAAAAAGAGUCAGUCAACAGUCUACAAGGAUGAAGUGACCAUUUAGCAAUCGUCAGGACCCCGCGUCUCUAGUUGACUCUGCAGAACAAUCUUCACCUUUCAGUGUACUUCUUUCAAAUGAUCAAAUCGCUCGAUGCCCAUCCGUGUAACGAUGAUGAUUAGUACCUUGAGACAUACUAUCAUCCAAUGCGUCUUAUACUACCUUUCCCAAAUAAUCCAACAGCAACCUGACAAGGGACAACUUGCUAGGAAUCCCAUAUUUUUAGUCCAAGUGGAGUGCCAACAACCGCUUCCAGCUGAUUCAGGGGUCGCCGGCAAGCACAUAAUCCAAAUUAAUCACGCGCUCAUAUGCACCUGCCCUGUUGAUUUCCACAUUACCGUUAAAUUGGAAGCAUGUGUGCUAACAUAUUAAUUGCCAGAGAUAGUACGCUCCGAGUUGCAGAUAUCAUCUGCUUUGGCUGGAUAGGACCCCAACCAAACCAUUGUUCUAUGUCCUGGAAGCUAGCUCAUGACUUGCAACAAUGACUUGCAGAUAUCAUUGCUGGAAGCCUGGAACAAUGACUUGCAGAUAUAAAUAUUGAGUUUCAGGCAGAUUUUCCAGAAGGUCCAAAAUCCAUUAUGUUCUGGUGUUGCAUACCUUACCUGCUCCUCCGUCCGUAGCAUCCAGCACGGUUGCAUUGCCGCCCAUUAUGAUAUCAUAGCCUGUUGCUCCAAUCCCCUGCCAUUUAAAUUUUAAAGUGAGUGAGGUACUGCAACACACCCCGUAAUUAAACAUCCUCUUGCAAAGCUAGAGCUUCCAUCGAUCUCGAUAGCUGAGUAAUGGUGUCUUCGGGUGCCUUCUUGUUUCCGGGCCGCUGUCGAUUUCUCUACCUCUUCUUGGGUUUCUUCUGCAGCCUGCCAUUACUAGGCAUCUGCGAUGAAUCAGAGAGCGACAGGCAAGCCCUCCUUUGCUUCAAGUCCGGGAUCUCGGCAGCCGCCAGAGUUCUAUCUUCAUGGAGCAACGCGUCCAUGGAGUUCUGUGACUGGCACGGGAUAACCUGCAGCGUGACACCACCCAGGCGUGUCGUCGCGCUGGACCUUGAAUCCCAAGGUAUCUCGGGCUCCAUAGCGCCUUGCAUCGCCAACCUCACUUGGCUGGCAAGGCUCCAGCUGUCCAACAACAGCUUCAGUGGUGGCCUGCCGUCGGAGCUUGGCCUCCUGAGCCGGCUCACCAACCUGAACCUCAGCAUCAACGCUUUGGAAGGUAACAUCCCGCCUGAACUCUCUGCGUGUUCCCAGCUCCAAAUCGUGGGCUUGUGGAACAAUUCCCUCCAUGGAGAGAUCCCACCCACCCUCGGCCAAUGCAAGUGCCUUCAAGAGAUUAACCUUAGCAAUAACAAGCUCCAGGGAAGUGUCCCUCCUGCUUUCGGAGACCUUCCUGAGCUGCGCAUACUAGUCCUCGCCAGCAACACACUUACCGGCAACAUACCGCCGUCUUUGGGCAGCAGCCGCCAUCUCACAUAUGUUGAUCUUGGGAUCAAUGCUCUCGGAGGGGUCAUACCGGAGUCCUUGGCAAAUAGUUCAUCUCUUCAAGUACUUAGGCUCAUGAAGAAUAAUCUUACUGGAGAACUCCCAAAGGCUCUCCUCAACACUUUGUCACUUGUUACCAUUUGCCUCGAAAAGAACAGUUUUGUUGGUUCGAUACCUUCUGUCACUGUCACAUCUUCCCCUAUUAAGCACCUCUCUUUAAGGUUUAACAAUCUUUCAGGAGGAAUACCUUCCUCGCUAGGGAACCUUUCGUCCCUAGUUCAUCUUCUUCUUACAGACAAUCAUUUAGUUGGGAGCAUCCCAGAGAGCUUAGGUUAUGUUCCAACACUAGAGAUAUUGACCUUGACUAUGAACAACUUAUCUGGGCUGGUUCCACCGUCUAUCUUCAACAUGUCAUCCCUGAAAAGUCUUGCCAUAGCACAAAACUCACUUGUCGGCAGAUUACCCUUUGACGUCGGCUACACCCUCCCAAAUAUCCAGGACUUAAUACUCACAGAAAACAGUUUUGAUGGACCAAUCCCAGACUCUCUUCUCAAAGCUUACCACCUACGCUGGCUUUACCUGAAUAAUAAUAGCUUCACUGGAUCCAUACCAUUUUUCGGCUCAUUGCCAAAUUUGGAGGAACUCGAUUUGGGACACAACAAGUUAGAUGCAGAUGAUUGGGGCUUUGUCUCUUCACUAUCUAAUUGCUCCAGGUUGACCAUGCUGGCCCUGGAUGGGAACAAUCUCAAAGGGAAAUUGCCAAGUUCUAUUGGCAAUCUUUCAGAUAGUCUUGAGUGUUUGUUUCUAAGUAGCAACAAAAUUUCAGGACCUGUACCGCUGGAGAUUGGCAACCUUCAGAGCCUCAGUAGCUUGUACAUGAAUUACAAUCUUCUCACCGGUAAUAUACCGCCAACAAUUGGGAAAUUGCACAGCUUGGUCUAUCUAUCCUUUGCAAAAAACAGGCUUACAGGUCAGAUUCCAGAUACUGUUGGCAAUCUUGUCCGACUGAGUAUGCUGGAAUUGGAUUAUAACAACUUAAGUGGAAGAAUUCCUGCAAGUAUAGCACGAUGCACUCAACUCGCCAUACUCAACCUUGCUCACAACUCACUAGAUGGGCGUAUACCAAGUGGAAUCUUCAAAAUCUCUACGCUUUCUGAAGAGUUGGACUUGUCAGACAACUUCUUGUCCGGAGGAAUGCCAAAUGAAGUUGGCAAUCUCAUUCAUCUGCAGAAAAUUAACAUGUCAAAUAACAGGUUGUCCGGAAACAUUCCAUCAUCCCUCAGCCAAUGUGUUGUUCUGGAGUAUCUUGGGAUGCAAGGCAACUUCUUUGCAGGAAGCAUUCCACAAUCAUUUGCCAACUUAAUCAGCAUAAAACAGAUGGAUGUUUCUAGGAACAAUUUGUCUGGAAAAAUACCAGAGUUCCUCAAAUCCAUGAAAUCACUGCAAGACCUCAAUUUAUCCUUCAACCAUUUUGAUGGAGCAGUUCCCACAGGCGGUGUUUUUGACAUCACUGGAGCAGUGUCAAUCGAAGGAAAUUAUCAGCUGUGUACAGGCAUCCCAACGAGAGGUAUGUCUCUUUGUUCAGAAGUGGUUGACAGGAAAAGAAAGCAGAAGCUACUGAUUGUAGUUCUAUUGCCAACUGUUGUUGCCACUGCAAUCCUUUUCUCCUUUAUUGCAACAAUUUGUCGGAGGAAAAGGAUGAAAGCCAAUCCCCAUUUGCAACAUGACAAUGAGCAGAUAAAGAUAGAGAAGAUAUCAUAUGAAAAGGUAACAUAUAAAGACUUGGUAAGGGCAACUGAUAGAUUUUCUUCAGCAAACUUAAUUGGUUCUGGAUCAUUUGGAAGGGUUUAUAAGGGCAAUCUGCAGUUUCAAGAAGAUCAAGUUGCCAUCAAGAUUUUUGAUCUUGACAUUUAUGGGGCACAUCGGAGCUUCAUAGCAGAGUGUGAAGCCCUAAGAAAUGUUCGCCAUCGGAAUCUUGUAAAAAUCAUUACCUUAUGCUCUUCAGUGGAUCAUAAUGGGGCAGAUUUCAAGGCCCUAGUGUUCCCAUACAUGCCAAAUGGGAACCUAGAAAUGUGGCUACAUCUAAAAGACCCUGAAAAUGGUGAAAGGAGUAUUCUGACUUUAAGCCAAAGGACUAACAUAGCCUUGGAUGUAGCACUUGCUUUGGAUUAUCUUCACAACCAAUGCGCACCUCCAGUUAUACAUUGCGACUUGAAGCCAACCAAUAUCCUUUUGGGUCUUGACAUGGUUGCGUACGUCAUUGACUUUGGCCUAGCAAGAUUCUUGUUCAGGACAGAAAAUGCACAUCAAGAUAGUUCAGCAACUUUGAGCCGCUUAAAAGGAACCAUAGGAUACAUCCCACCAGAGUAUGGAAUGAGCGAAGAGGUAUCAACCAAGGGUGAUGUCUAUAGUUUCGGAGUGCUUCUGUUGCAACUGAUAACAGGGUGCAGUCCAACUGAAGAAAAAUUUAAUGAUGGUAUAAGCCUUCAUGAAUUUGUUGAUAGAGCAUUCACAAAGAAUAUUCACGAGGUUGUUGACCCCACAAUGCUACUUGAUAACAGCAGUGCAACUGACAUGAUGAAGAAUUGUGUUAUUCCACUUUUAAGAAUAGGCCUCUCUUGCUCCAUGAAAUCAGCCAAAGAGCGGCCAGAUAUGACUCGAGUUUCUACCGAGAUCCUUAGAAUAAAGCACAUGGCCUCGUACACAUGCAUGUCAGAUGAAGCAAAGAAUUGGCAGGAAAGUAGCUAGCAACAGAAGUUCAUGUAAAGAAUAGUAUAAUGUACUAUCUUGUUUUUUCCUUUCUGAAUCCAGUUUUGAGUCAUUUCAGAGGUAGCUAAUGCAUCCAUGUCAAAUGGCUUUGCACAGCUUUGUUUCUGCUAAUGUAUGUUUUUCAAAUCUAUACAAAAUAGGAAACAUGUCCUUUUAAGUUUUAAUUUACAGCAAAGUAUCUACUCAUACAUG
This is a messenger RNA of Triticum dicoccoides, 5065 nucleotides long. RefSeq names its product receptor kinase-like protein Xa21. Gene Ontology annotation, molecular function: protein kinase activity; ATP binding; protein binding. Lineage: Eukaryota; Viridiplantae; Streptophyta; Magnoliopsida; Poales; Poaceae. The coding region runs from base 1415 to 4852 and encodes 1145 amino acids. The transcript has 2 exons. The record is from RefSeq and is a predicted model, not a curated record. Gene Ontology annotation, biological process: protein phosphorylation.